Messenger RNA from Pyrus x bretschneideri (Chinese white pear), 2204 nucleotides. RefSeq names its product serine/arginine-rich splicing factor SC35-like. The record is from RefSeq and is a predicted model, not a curated record. Bases 26 to 979 code for a protein of 317 amino acids. The transcript has 10 exons. Gene Ontology annotation, molecular function: RNA binding. NCBI's taxonomy places the organism in Eukaryota, Viridiplantae, Streptophyta, Magnoliopsida, Rosales, Rosaceae.
AAACGGGCCAAAAUCCCCAAAUUGGAUGAUCCAAUCGCCAACGCGCCCCCCAAAUAGGCGUCCGGGCUCCCCUCGAGUGCAGAAUCUCAAGGAUACUUCACGAAGGUUCGAUCUUUCUACCCUCCAAAUUUUACCAUCCACAAACCCUAACCCUAAUUCCAAAUUCCCAAUUUCCCAAUCUCUCUCUCUCUCUCUGUGUGCAAGAACCAUGUCUCACUUCGGUAGGUCUGGCCCUCCGGACAUCACCGACACCUACUCUCUCCUCGUCCUCAACAUCACCUUCCGUACGAGUGCUGAUGAUCUGUUUCCACUUUUCGAUAAGUACGGCAAGGUUGUUGACGUCUUUGUCCCCAGAGACCGAAGGACUGGGGAGUCGAGGGGCUUUGCUUUUGUGCGAUACAAAUAUGCAGAUGAGGCUCAGAAAGCAGUUGAAAGGCUUGAUGGAAGAGUUGUUGAUGGCCGCGAGAUAACUGUUCAGUUUGCAAAAUAUGGGCCAAAUGCAGAGAGGAUUCAUAAAGGAAGGAUUUCUGAAGCUCUACCAAAAUCGAGGCACAGGUCAAGAAGUCGCAGUCCUCGGAGAAGGUACCGAGAUGACUACAGAGACCGUGGCUACAGGAGGAGAAGUCGCAGUAGGAGUUGGGACAGGUAUGACCGUGACAGAUACCAUGGGAGGGAUAGAGACUAUCGCCGACGAAGCAGGAGCCGCAGUGCCAGUCCUGAUUACUACAGGGGCAGGGGAAGGGGGCGCUAUGAUGAUGAAAGGCGGAGUCUAAGUCCGUAUCGGAGUCCACAUCGAAGUCGUUCUAUUGAUAGUGCCUCCCCUGCUCGGCAUAGCCCUAGUCCUCGUAGGAGCCGCAGUGCCAGCCCUGAUAGAUGUAGUCGUGAUGGACAAUCCCCAACCUCUCAAAGUGCUUCACUACGCCAUCGUCCUGCUGAUUCUCAAAGCCCAUCCCCUCGAAAUUCAGAUGUUAAUGAUUGAUAGUGUUGUAUAGAAAAUAUCAUGGAAGCACCCCGUGUUGUGUACUUGUUGCAGCUCUGCUAAUGUCGAGGAUCCUUGAUCAUCAUGCUUGUUUCUAUUGGAUUUUUUAAGUGCUAGUUUCGAUAGGACAGGUUUUCUUUAGUACUCUAAUAUAUAAAUGCUGCACCUUGUGAAUUUUCUUUAUUUAGCUGGGAUAAUCUGGCUACUUGUGGGCUUGUAGUUUGUAGUUCGGUUUUAUUUACAGGGGAUAGUCUGUUGUAAGUUUCGUAGUGUCUUUCCUUUCAUUUUUGUUCUUGUGCGGUUUACUAUUCACUUUUAUCCUCUUUGUAGCAUUAUUACUGAUAUAUGAGUCUGGUCUUAAGUUGUCUAGUUCAGUUUAUAGGAAGACUUCAGGAACUAUUUCUUGGGUUUUAUAGUUGUUUGUGAAAAGAGUGAUUUAGGCCAGGAUAAGAGGAUGUUGAUUCGCAGCCAUUGAUGCUGUUUCUAGUCUGUAGAUGGAUGUCGGGGUCGUGAUGCUGGUUUUAGAAGUAUGAUUGUUUUUGCAGUGAGCUGGUUGCAGGGCCAGUAGGUUAAGCUGAUUUUCUCCAUAUGUGAUAUAUGUUGCUAAUGCUGCAUGUGAGCUGGACAGACAUGUUCCUUACAAACCUGGUUUGUAGUUGCUGUGAUGGUAGAAGUUGAAAUGGUGUUUCCCUGUAGCCUGAUGAUGCACAUGAGUUGGACCUGUGAUUGAGUAACCGUGAUGAGGAUACCCAGUCUGAAGUGUGGAUACUAACUAGGGAACCUUGUAUGUUGGGCUUAACUUUGCAGUCACAUUAAUGAGACACGAUCUUGUAUCACACUUUCUUGGCUCUAGCUGUGAAAUGGUAGCUGAUCUGUGUUAUGUUGUAUCAUAGUCAUGUGUGGGUUCGGGACAAACUGAAGUUCUAGCGAAUAACCACCUGCAGCUUGCAGUUGCUGCCAUUUUAUGAUCUGUAGGCUAUGACCAGUUGGGGCACUGAUAAUGGUUGAUUGGCGCUAUGACCAGUUGGGGAACCAAGAAUGGCUGCUUGGCAAUCUAUCUCGUAUGUCCUGAUUACCGAAAGAUUUACUUUGCAUUCUGGUAUGCCUGAUUGAUAAAAUGAAAAAUUUACGUGCCAAUAAUUGCAUUUAACAAUUAACGAUGGGGUGAUCUGGUGAAGAUCACUUUUUCUUCGUAUAUAUAAUGAUCCUUCGUCAAAUUAUCAUA